Molecule: messenger RNA, 696 nt
Organism: Eremothecium gossypii ATCC 10895
Lineage: Eukaryota; Fungi; Ascomycota; Saccharomycetes; Saccharomycetales; Saccharomycetaceae
Product: DUF2406 domain-containing protein
Exons: 1
Coding region: 1-696 (231 amino acids)
Source: RefSeq, marked provisional
AUGGAUACGCCCACACACCGGAUCAAAAGAAGGAGUAGCAUGCCGUGCCGUGCGUUGUGCCUGUCCCUCGCCGCGGAAGAAGUGAAGCCUCGUAAUAUUUUACAUUUUAUCUAUGCGUACAUAUAUAUAGUGAAAUCUGCGUCGGAUGUACCCCAUUGCUGGCGACCCGGCAGCAGUAUGGGCAUAUUUAGGAGAGAGAGCAGCUCACGGAGCGCGACGCAAAAACUCGCCAAGAGCGACACAGAGAAGCUGGCGCCGCGUACGAUCCAUGAUCCGAUCCUGGAGGCAGUCAACGAGGCCCAGCCUUUCGAACAGGCCGUAGCCACAUUCACGGAGAACGAGAAUCACACGCUCUGCUCGGAUCAACGUGUGACGAAGGACGUAUUCGGCAAGCCGGUCGUGCAGCCGGACAUCUCGAACCCCACUAGGUCACGUGAUGAGCGGCCGCUGGACACCAUUCGCGGGUUCGAAUACGCCAUCACUGGCGACCAGCAGUGGAUGCAACAGCUCGAGACGCACCGCUACGGAUUUAGUGUGCGUCCCGACUUCCCGGGUCUUCCGGUCGGGGCAUACAUGGCUGGCGCAGGGGGCUAUCCAAGCUUUCAGCGGGAGCAGCCCGUGUUCGAGGCGCCCAAAGUAAGCCCACCACGCACGCAAAGUAAGCGCAGGGGGCUGUUCGGCACCCGCAAAAAAUAA